Condylura cristata (star-nosed mole) is the source of this 2656-nucleotide messenger RNA. It is a transcript of the gene CACNB3, whose product is annotated as calcium channel, voltage-dependent, beta 3 subunit. The coding region runs from base 152 to 1615 and encodes 487 amino acids. The record is from RefSeq and is a predicted model, not a curated record. Gene Ontology annotation, molecular function: protein binding; high voltage-gated calcium channel activity. Gene Ontology annotation, cellular component: voltage-gated calcium channel complex. The transcript has 14 exons. Lineage: Eukaryota; Metazoa; Chordata; Mammalia; Eulipotyphla; Talpidae. Gene Ontology annotation, biological process: neuromuscular junction development; regulation of voltage-gated calcium channel activity; calcium ion transmembrane transport.
AGGCCCGCGGCGUGGGGCGAGGCCGGGCGGAAGCCAGUGUGCACAGCUGCAGCGAGUCCUGCUCCCUCCUCGGAGCCCCUGGCCCCGGGGAGGGGAAAGUCUGCUCCCCCGUCUAUGUCUUUUUCUGACUCCAGUGCAACCUUUCUGCUGAAUGAGACGCCCAGGAAGGCGAACGGAGGGGCAGAUUCCGAUUCACCGUCCUGGGGGCUCAGCCGACUCCUACACCAGCCGCCCGUCGCUGGACUCCGACGUCUCCCUGGAGGAGGACCGGGAGAGUGCCCGGCGUGAGGUGGAGAGCCAGGCCCAGCAGCAGCUUGAAAGGGCCAAGCAUAAACCUGUGGCAUUUGCUGUGAGGACCAAUGUCAGCUACUGUGGCGUACUGGACGAGGAGUGCCCAGUCCAGGGCUCUGGGGUCAACUUUGAGGCCAAAGAUUUUCUGCACAUCAAAGAGAAGUACAGCAACGACUGGUGGAUCGGGAGGCUAGUGAAAGAGGGGGGGGACAUUGCCUUCGUCCCCAGCCCCCAGCGCCUGGAGAGUAUCCGGCUCAAGCAGGAGCAGAAGGCCAGGAGAUCUGGGAACCCCUCCAGCCUGAGCGACAUUGGCAACCGACGCUCCCCUCCGCCAUCUCUAGCCAAGCAGAAGCAAAAGCAGGCGGAACACGUUCCCCCGUAUGACGUGGUGCCCUCCAUGAGGCCCGUGGUGCUGGUGGGACCCUCUCUGAAAGGCUAUGAGGUCACGGACAUGAUGCAGAAGGCGCUCUUUGACUUCCUCAAACAUAGGUUUGACGGCAGGAUCUCCAUCACCCGAGUCACGGCUGACCUCUCCCUGGCAAAACGAUCAGUGCUCAACAAUCCGGGCAAGAGGACCAUCAUCGAGCGCUCGUCCGCCCGCUCCAGCAUUGCUGAAGUGCAGAGUGAGAUUGAGCGAAUAUUCGAGCUGGCCAAAUCCUUGCAGCUAGUGGUACUGGACGCUGACACCAUCAAUCACCCAGCACAGCUGGCCAAGACCUCCCUGGCCCCCAUCAUCGUCUUCGUCAAGGUGUCCUCGCCAAAGGUCCUCCAGCGCCUCAUCCGUUCCCGGGGCAAGUCACAGAUGAAGCACCUGACUGUACAGAUGAUGGCUUACGACAAGCUGGUUCAGUGCCCACCAGAGUCAUUUGAUGUGAUUCUGGAUGAGAACCAGCUGGAGGACGCCUGCGAGCACCUGGCCGAGUACCUGGAGGUGUACUGGAGGGCCACCCACCACCCCGCCCCCGGCCCCGGGCUUCUGGGGCCUCCCAGUGCCAUCCCUGGACUUCAGAACCAGCAGCUGCUGGGAGAGCGCGGCGAGGAGCACUCACCUCUUGAGCGGGACAGUUUGAUGCCCUCAGACGAGGCCAGCGAGAGCUCCCGCCAAGCCUGGACGGGAUCUUCCCAGCGCAGCUCCCGCCACCUGGAAGAGGACUAUGCAGACAACUACCAGGACCUGUACCAGCCUCACCGCCAACACACCUCGGGGCUGCCCAGUGCUAACGGGCAUGACCCUGAAGACCGGCUCCUGGCCCAGGACUCGGAGCACAACCACAAUGACCGGAACUGGCAGCGCAAUCGGCCCUGGCCCAAGGACAGCUACUGACCGCCUCCUGCUGCCCUGUGCUGGGAGGCCCAGGUGCACUGGCCGGGGUGCCCACUCCAGGCGAGGUGGGGUUAGGCUGGCAUUAGGCUGGCACUAGACUCAGGCCCCAAAGCCCCCUGCCCAGCCCCAGCUGUGGUCCUGAGGUUCUGGGCGAAGAAAGGGUCCCCCUUACCUCCUGGGCAGCGACCUCCCUAGGCUCCCACUCUAGGUUCUAGCUGUGUGUGCUGCACCCUGGCAUCUCCCUCUCCUGCACAAGACGCUGCCCCCCUGGGCAGUGCCCUCAGGCCAGGAUCCCCUCGGCAGGAGCCUUCCUACCAGACUCAGGGAAGGGAUGCCCCUCAGUGACAGGAGGGUGGGGAUGUGGGCGGCAGGGCUUGAGGAAGAAGCAAGCCCGAGCAGGCCACGUCCUGCCAGUCAAGGGCCUCGGGGGUGCGCUUCAGAGUCGAGGGCCUCCACGCACCUCACUGCCUCACAUUCCAGACGAGACAAUCAGAGCCCUACCGGGUGGCACCCCCAUCCCUCAGCGGGGUUGGGGCAUCCACCCAAGGCCGGAGCAGUAGGCAGGCUAGGAUGGGGUCAAGGCCUCACAGCUGAAGCUCUUGAAGAGAAAGGCUUUCCUCACCCUGCCAGGAUGCCUCUUAACGUCUGACAAGACCAAGGACCGGAAGCCAGAUCAAGCCAAGGGGCCGACCGGAUUGGGAGUUUGGGAAGGGAGGGUUACACGUAGCAGGGAACGUAUGGAACAGUUUCAGGGGUGUCCUUGCCCCCUCAUUCUUUUGCUUUUGCAUCCUGUCGUUUCUGUUGAGGGCCCUCAUGCCUCCGGGGGGACACGAGUCCCACACUUUAUUCCUCACUCACUCGGCCGUUGCUUGUUAAGUUCGGGCUAAGCGGGGAUGUAGGACAGCUGACCCCCGAGUGACCCCCGAGGCCCUGUCCACCCGGCGAGCCUUGCCUCACAGCUCUAGUGUGUGACCUACAGAGCAUGCUCCAGAAGACCCUGCCAUGCCUCACCGUCAUCAUCAAUAAACACCACGCACAGUC